Impatiens glandulifera is the source of this 821-nucleotide messenger RNA. RefSeq names its product B3 domain-containing protein REM20-like. NCBI's taxonomy places the organism in Eukaryota, Viridiplantae, Streptophyta, Magnoliopsida, Ericales, Balsaminaceae. Gene Ontology annotation, molecular function: DNA binding. The record is from RefSeq and is a predicted model, not a curated record. Bases 42 to 821 code for a protein of 259 amino acids. The transcript is spliced from 4 exons.
AUCUUCUAUCUUCUGUUGACUGUAGCAGAGGAGAAAAAAAAAUGAAUCUUUUAAGAAAGUUCGAGCACAAUCCGAGUCAGAAGUUUCCAGGUUUCUUCAAGGUCUACAUAGGAUCAAUGAGCUGUAAUGCUUUGCAUAUUUCCCCAUCUUUUGUUGCACAUAUGAACAAUUUAUUACCCAAAAAACCCAUCUUGAAAAGUCCCAAAGGAAAAUGUUGGACAGUGGAUGUUGAACAAGUGGGAGAAGAUAUGUUUUUUAUGGAUGGAUGGCCGAAGUUUGUUUCAGAUAACAAGAUUGAAGAUGGUCAUUUUCUUGUUUUUUCCUACAAUGGGGAUAUGACUUUCAACUUUCUCCAUUUCAAUCUUUCAUUAUGUCAAGUUCUUGAAGGUGAAGAGAGAAUGAUGAAGAAAGGGAGUUCUUCUUAUUCUUCUGUCGCAGAUCAGGAGGAGAUUUUCAUAGAUGGGUUGAUUAACCGUCCUGUAAAUCCUUUCUUUGUGACCAAACUUCGAUGGAAGAAGAGAAAUGCAUUGCAUCUUCCUGGUGAUGUGAUGAAACUUCACAACAUUAAGCUCCCAUCUACUGUGAUGAUGAUUGAUGAAGAAGGAAGAAGAAUUUAUACUAAGGUGUUGAGUUGGAGUGAUGGAAGGAAGUGGAUUAUUGAUGGAUGGAAGAUAUUUGUGAGGCAUAAUAACCUCAAAGAAGAUGAUAGGUGCAUAUGCGAGUUCUUGGUUAAUAACAGUGUUGAAGAUUCGGAUGAAGAAGAAGAUGAAGUGUUCUUGAAGAUGACUGUUAUUCGUGCUGGAUCAUGGCUGCUUAAAUAG